AUGAAAGAGUUAACUUUAAACGAAUCACCUUUCCUUAACCUCUCUAUGGAUGAGAUACUGGAAUUGGAAAGAGCAUACAAUGGUGCUAGAGAAAAAUCACUUGAUCAGAGUUUCUGCAUGGAGAUUGCUACAAGUUUGAGCUCCUUAUCAAAUAAAAAAUCCUUAUCAUGGGAACAGGUGCAGCAGUGGUUCCAUAAUAAACAUAGAGAGGCGACUGGUCAAGUUGCUUCAUCAGUUGAGGGACUGAGUCUUUACGUUGACCUUUUGGAUGAAUCUUCUUCAAGAAAGGAACAUAAGAUCUCUCCGAAUCCAAAAGGUAUUAAAGCAGAAGAUCUGUCAGAAUUGGGAUAUGAAUCAAUAUCUAUAAAAGACAAAGCAUGGCAUGACGUUGCAAUGUUUCUAAACUAUAGGGUUCUAAGCACAGGCGAACUUGAAGCUCGUGUACGAUAUCUUGGAUUUGGUAAGGAGGAGGAUGAAUGGGUCAAUGUGAAAGACGGGGUGCGAGAGAGAUCCAUCCCACUGGAAGCUUCUGAGUGUCACAAGGUGAAGGAAGGACAUCUUGUAUUGUGUUUCCUGGUAAAAUCUGAUUAUGCCCUCUACUGUGAUGCCCGUGUUUUGAGAAUCGAGAGGAGGGUACAUGAUAGCAAAGAGUGUACCUGCACCUUCACUGUCCGGUUUUACCAUGACAAUUCUGAGGAAGAGGUUCGUUGGGACAAUUUGUGCUGUAGACCAACACAAGAAGAAGCUGAGGUCCCCUUAGAACCUUUCAUGGAUCCCAUAGCGACCUUAUGGGGAUGA
Vicia faba (fava bean) is the source of this 798-nucleotide messenger RNA. The record is from the annotation of a GenBank genome assembly. NCBI's taxonomy places the organism in Eukaryota, Viridiplantae, Streptophyta, Magnoliopsida, Fabales, Fabaceae.